AUGGCCAGCUUUCAGGAUCGUGCGCAGCACCAGAUUGCGCAGCUCGACAAGGAGCUCUCCAAGUACCCGCUCCUCAACAACCUUGAGCGACAGUCCUCGAUUCCCAAGGUCUACGCCAUCCUGGGUGUCGUUGGAAUCUACUUUUUCCUCGUUUUCUUCAACAUUGCCGGCCAGUUCCUGGUUAACUUUGCCGGUUUCCUGAUUCCGGGAUACUACUCGCUCAACGCGCUGUUUACCAGCAGUACCGCAGAUGACACUCAGUGGCUGACCUACUGGGUGGUUUAUGCCUUCUUGACCGUCAUCGAGAGCGCUCUUAACGCUGCCUACUGGUUCCCAUUCUACUACAUCUUCAAGUUUGUUCUCGUUCUCUGGAUGUCGCUGCCCCAAUUCAGCGGCGCCCAAGUCGUCUUCCACUCCUUCAUCCAGCCACUGUUCGCCCGUUUCUUCACUGGCGGCUCGGUCUCGUCGAACUUGAAGGCCCAGGCUGAGGCGGCUACCAAGUCGCAGUAA
Talaromyces rugulosus is the source of this 510-nucleotide messenger RNA. RefSeq lists its product as uncharacterized. The record is from RefSeq and is a predicted model, not a curated record. The transcript has 6 exons. Bases 1 to 510 code for a protein of 169 amino acids. NCBI's taxonomy places the organism in Eukaryota, Fungi, Ascomycota, Eurotiomycetes, Eurotiales, Trichocomaceae.